CUGGGCGCGCUGGCCUCGGCGGCACCGGGAGCCGGAAGGGUGUUCAUUGGCGACCGGUAACCGGGCGGCGGGUGGGAGUGGCCCGUUGGGGCGCUGCUGACCCUCGGCAGGGAAGGGCGGCCUUCGUCUUGCGACCCGGGCCGGAGACUGGGGACUAUAUUCAGGACCUUGGAAGCACUGCCAAUAUGUCUGAUGUUCAAGAAGCCACUAACCAGCUCCUGGAUGUGAACCUUCAUGAGAACCAGAGGUCUAUACAAGUGACAGAAAGUGGCCUCAGAAGUGAGUCUGAACAUCUCCAAGUCACUAUUGGAGCCACUGUGCCUACUGGUUUUGAGCAAACAGCUGCAGAUGAAGUGAGAGAGAAAUUGGGGUCACCGUGCAAAAUCAGCAAAGACCGGGGCAAGAUAUAUUUUGACAUUUCAGUGGAAAGUCUGGCUCAGGUUCACUGUCUGAGAUCAGUUGAUAACUUAUUUGUGGUUGUUCAGGAGUUUAAGGAUUACCAGUUCAAAGAAACAAAGGAAGAAGUUCUAAAGGAUUUUGAGGACUUGGCUGGGAAGCUUCCAUGGUCAGACCCUUUAAAAAUAUGGAAAAUUAACACAUGUUUCAAGAAAAAAAAAACAAAGCACAAAAAGAUAAAUCAGAAUUCAAGUAAAGAGAAGAUUGAAAGUGGACGAGGAGACAAAACAGAUGAGAGAGAUGUCAAAAAAGAGUUCACUAACAAUGUCUUAGAUUCACAGAUCUUAGACUAUUAUGAAAAUGCAGCCAUCAAAGAAGAGAUAUCAACAUUAGUAGGUGAUGAUUUGACAUCUUGCAAAGAUGAGACUGAGGAAAGCUCAAAAGAAGAAACUGAUCCUGAAGUGCUGAAGUUUAGAGUCACAUGCAACAGGGCAGGAGAGAAACAUUGCUUUUCCUCAAAUGAGGCGGCAAGAGAUUUUGGGGGUGCUGUUCAAGAUUAUUUUAAGUGGAAGGCUGACAUGACCAACUUUGAUGUGGAGGUUCUUUUGAAUAUCCAUGAUAAUGAAAUUGUUGUGGGCAUUGCAUUGACAGAAGAGAGUCUCCACCGAAGAAAUAUCACACAUUUUGGACCCACAACUCUUAGAUCUACUCUUGCCUAUGGGAUGCUCAGGCUCUGUGCUCCUCAGCCUACUGAUAUAAUAGUUGAUCCGAUGUGUGGAACAGGGGCAAUAUCAAUUGAGGGGGCUACAGAAUGGUCUAACUGUUAUCACAUUGCUGGUGAUAAUAAUCCAUUGGCUGUGAAUAGAGCAGCAAAUAACAUCUCAUCUUUAUUGACCAAGAGCCAAGUGAAAGAAGGCAAACUGUCCUGGGGCUUGCCCAUAGAUACUAUUCAGUGGGAUAUCUGCAACUUGCCACUAAGAACUGGCUCUGUGGACAUUAUUGUAACAGACAUGCCAUUUGGAAAAAGGAUGGGCUCCAAGAAGAGAAACUGGAACCUUUAUCCAGCUUGCCUACGGGAGAUGAGCCGUGUCUGUAGGCCAGGGACAGGCCAAGCUGUACUACUGACCCAGGACAAGAAAUGCUUUAUCAAGGCAUUAUCUGGAAUGGGACACCUGUGGCGGAAGGUACAUACCGUCUGGGUCAACAUAGGGGGUCUUCAUGCUGCAGUUUAUCUUCUGAAACGUACACCUCAAACUUUUGUUCAUCCUUCAGAACAAGAUGGAGAAAGAUCUCCUUGGUGAUGCAAAGACUGAAGAUGAUUAGUAGCGCUGCCAGUGCUUCCUGACAGUGGACAUGUCAGCAUGAAGAACUUGCUUUGAGAGAAAAAUAGUAUUAAUAAAAGUGAUGUUUGGUGUAAAUCUCUUCACCCUAGAUAGCAAAAGGUGUGAAUAGAAUGGAACAAGUCUUAAGAGAAAGCAGAACUUUUCUUUGGAGCUGUUGUAGUUGGGCAAUUAGUACUUUUCUUAAAAUGCUUUAAAGAUGCUAAGCCUACUAAAAUACUCUGGGAUUUGGGUUUAGAACAUUUUAUUUUCAGGCUUUAUAGCAGUUCCUGUUUUCCACUGUAGCAGGUGGAAAGCUACCCUGGCCUAAGGGAAAGGCAGAGAGCAUAAUCAGAUUGUGAGGUUACAUUUCAUUGCCUCUGCAGCUUUGUUAUGUAGUUGCUCAGGUUCUUCACCUCAACUUUAAAAAAUGAAGCAUUAUUACACUUUGUAAAAUAGUGUUUGCCCCAUGACAAGGUGAAAUCUCACAAGACAGAAAAGUUUACUAUCUGCUUUAAAAAUUACAAUAUGCAUCUGUUAUUCAGAUUAAUAGAACUAAAUAGACAUUUCUAUUUGUAAACAGCAGGGAUUACACUGGUAGAUGAAGUAUGGGACCAACAAGCCAUAUUUAAAUAAAUUUUUCUUUCAGUACACAAAGGUGGUGAUGCCUUUCAAAGUCAAACAUAAACCUGUCAAAGUAUUUUUGUUGGCUUCUCUAAAGGACUAGAGAACAAACUGAUGUAUCUUUGAAUUAAAAACUUUGUGUAAGUUCUUUUAUUUUCUCUCAGUCACUAUUCAUAUUUAAUUGCUUUUGCAGUAGCAAAGUCCUUCCCAAGACAGUGGAAAAUGAAAUAACCUAAACAUCAAGUCCUUGUAAAAACAGUGCUUCUGUGCAACAGAGUUGGGGUUUUAUGUGGCAUUCUGUAUUCAGUUUACUUUGGAGUUUCUGGCUGCAUUCAGCUUAGAUUUUCAGUGUCAUGUCAGUAACAUACUAACUUUUGAUGUCUCAUUUAGAAUAAAAGGACACAGUACUUCUUUCCUUUGAAAGAAUAGAGUUCACAUUAGCAGCAGAGCCAACAGUCCUUGUAUGGUUUCUCUCUGAUAUACCUCACCCUUGAGAAUGAAUUGGAAGUAAGACAUUUAUAAGGGUCUUAUAUCCUAGACUGGAGUUUUUAAGGUCAUCAGAAUGCAGUUUCACUAUUAUGGGUUCAACAUAGAACAAACAGCCUUUCACCUCUCACAAAAGAAACGAUUUAAACCUCUAAGUGUUGGUCAGCAGUCCAUAGGACUGGAAAAGUACAAGGACCAUGUUUUCUCUACUGUUCAUCAACUGCCUGACACAUUACCUAUCAGCAUGGACGUUUAAUAUCUGUUGAACAAAUGGGUAUUUUUGCAUAUUGGCUGUUUUUACGUGUAUCAAAUUUGUGCUCAAUAUAUCAUAGCUUUAGUCCUAUUAAAUACCAUCAUAAAAACAUGAACAGAUGUGAUUUAAGAUGAUAUAAGUAUGUAGCGAACAUUGUAAUAGUUUGCCAUCUUCCUCUCUAGUAUUGUUUUGUAAUCUGGUGACAGGAACAGGAAAUGCGCUACAUGAGGAUUCAGAAAAGCUGAGAUUGAAUUAUAUAUGACACUGCCACCUACUAGUUCUGUGACCUUGGUUUUCAACUUUUGAAACAGACCUGUACCAUGGGGAUGUAAAAAGAUGGGGAAGGUAAUCUUAGUAAUCUGAAAACAGAAUGACUUGAGUUAUAGAGCAGACAUUCAAUGCAUUUUAGAGGGGAAAAAAAACAACAGACAUUGAGACAGACUUUAUAAAUUUAAUGAAAUUAAAGGAAGAUGGUUAUCUCCCAGAGACAAUAUACUACUUGGCUAGAGAGGGAAACAUUUGUUUAAACAUUUCUUUUAAAAUGGUAAUAAGACUUUCAGAAAAUUUUAGAUUCUGACAUGUCACAUUGCAGACAUGGCUCAUGUUUCCACUGCAAGGACCAAAAGGUAAGCUGAAGACUGAAAAAAGGAAGUAUUUUAAAAGGUCUGUAAAGUGCCUGAAGUAUACUCAUGCCCACAAGUGCUUAAUAUUAAUUACUGAGCUAGGCAUAGGAAAAGUAGAACAUCCUUAUUCUAAGCAUAGCCUUUUCCAAGUUCAGAUGAGGUGUUAUGUGGGAAUAUGAUGAAAGUUUGAAACUUCUAGGACAAAAAAAUCAAAUUAUUGUACCUUGGUUACAUUUUUUUUUUUAAGUUCAGGAGAAACACCAUAUAUAGGUCUCUCCUGUGCCAAAUUUUAAAAAGUGCACAAUGUGAAAAUAUUCAUCAUUGUUUACAAGAAGCCUGCUCUGUCACCCUCAUACUUUUGCCCCAAGGCUAACACGUAUGCCAAUCAGUUGUGAGGUAGUAGCUGUUCAGUGAUAUAUUCCAUGAUGAAAGCAGUUUUCACUGCAAAGGAGAAUGGUGUUUUAGUUUUUCUCACGCCCAAAUUCUGAAUUUCCAACUGCCUACUAUUGUUAUCCCUUCUCCUGUAAGUCCUACUUAAACUCAACAGGAACCUAUCUUUCUCCACUAAAACCUGCUCCCUGUCUUAGCGUGCCCAUCCUCCCAGUAAUCCACACUUAGUGCUGGGAGUCAUUUUUAGCUACAUCCAGCUACUCAACAGGCAUGAGUGUUUGUUUACAAUAUACACUGUGCUACAGCAGCUUUCUCAAACUUCUUGGCUCAGGACCCCUUCACAUUCUUAAAAACUGAGGGCUCCAAGUAGCUUUGUUUACCAAUAUUUUACCAUAAUUAGAAAAACAGAAAAAAAGUAAAAUACAGUAAAAAUAUUAACACUUUCACGGAAGUAACUAUUUUCAACAAAGAAUGGCACAUUACAAAGCAUGUAAUCUCAUACAAUAACCUAUCCUUUAAGAUACUUCAGUAGGUUUUUCUCAUAGUUUUUUGGAGUUGAUUCUCCCUAUGUGUCAGACAACUCUGAAAUAUUCAUCACCUUAUUUGAUAACAGAAUGUAUUCAUGUUUAUGCUUAGGUGCAAGGAAAACUACAAGAUUUUAUAAUAACUGCAUAAUACUGAGGUUUGCUGGGGUUUUGGAGGUAUAACCUGAAGAGUGAAUUUCUAAAGACACAGAUAUUCAUACCCUAAACCUACGACCUUAGGAAAUUGUGAAAAAUUCAAGAAUAUACAGCACCAUUCAAUUAACAUUAGUGAUGAUGUCAUCCAACACAUAUCAUGUAGCCUCUAUGUACUUGUGAGAAUGAGUUGAAAAGGUAAGUUACGUCUUAGUACAGUAAGCCCCCUACAUAACGAACAAGUUCAGUUCCAAGAGGGCAUUCAUAAGUGCAAUUUGUUCAUAAGUCCAACAAAGUUAGCCUAGGUACCCAAUCGGCUAUGUAGUACUGUACUAAUAAUAGGUUUAUAUAAAAAUAAAUACAAAAAAUAAAA
This is a messenger RNA of Orcinus orca (killer whale), 5141 nucleotides long. RefSeq names its product THUMP domain containing 3 (gene THUMPD3). The coding region runs from base 186 to 1697 and encodes 503 amino acids. Gene Ontology annotation, molecular function: RNA binding; tRNA (guanine) methyltransferase activity. Gene Ontology annotation, biological process: tRNA methylation. The transcript is spliced from 10 exons. Lineage: Eukaryota; Metazoa; Chordata; Mammalia; Artiodactyla; Delphinidae. The record is from RefSeq and is a predicted model, not a curated record.